GAAAGAAAGAAAAGGAAAAAAAGGAGCCGAGAAAACCGAGAGAGAUUCAUAAAGGAGAAAGGGCGGCCGAAUCCCAGCAAGUGGCCGCUUCAUCCUUUUGCGCCCUCCCGGCGCCGCCAUCGCCGCCGCCUCCUCUGCUGCUCCUCCGCCGGAUUUUCCGGUAGCCGAAAAAUCGGCAGAGAGAGGGAGAAUCUGGAGAAGAAAUUGACUGUUAAAGAGCGCUAACAAAAACUGCUGCGGAGGGAAAUCUGUGUUCCGCCGCCUUCCGGAGCGACUGCUCACCGUCUUUCACUCAUUUCUAAGUGAAGAAACCGGUCUCGGUCGUCGGCAAAGGGAGAAAUCGCGUGACGCUACGUUCGCCGCCGUCCUUAACUGCUCUCCGGUAGUAACAAGAGCCGUAUUGCCGAUUUCUCCGUCAGUUCGUGGUUCAUUUCUUCCGUCAUCGUCUUCUCCGAACGCUCAGAAUCUCGGAUUCAGCUAUGGAUUCAUCGCCGCGGCAGCAAUGCAGCAAACAAGAAGAUGAAAGGCCUGUGGCAGGUGGAGUCGGAUCUGAUUCCAUCUCAGGUUUAACCAACAAUGGCAGGAAAAUCUCUCGUCACGAUGUCAAGAUGGUUCAGAAUUUGAUAGAGAGGUGUCUGCAACUGUAUAUGAAUAAGAACGAUGUGGUGAAUACACUCUUGGAGCAGGCUAGAAUCGAGCCUGGGUUCACAAGCCUAGUAUGGCAGAAGCUGGAACAAGAAAAUGUGGAAUUUUUCAAGGCCUACAACGUGAGGCUGACGCUGAAAGAACAAAUUGAUCGGUUCAACCAGUUACUCAUGCGACAAUGCCAGCUAAUGCACUAUCCUGCUUCUCAGGAUUUUCCUUCUCAUCAGAAUGGGGAUGCCCAAGUGCCUGUUACUGGUUUGCCCGCAGAACCUAGCAUCUUGCAACAGCAGUCUGGGAUUUCAUCAAUGAGUCAUCCCCAGAUGCAUCAAGUGAGCAGUCUGUCUGACUGCCCAGUGGUGAACGGUUUCCCUGCUUCAGGAAGUUUCCACCAAUUGCACCUGAAUGCCAGUAGAGAGAUGAUAAUGGAUGGAAAUACAACAGUGACAGCAAUUCCCCUCAACCAGUCAUUGGAGUCCGAGGUGGGCGGAGUUCCUGCAUCCAAUGGCCGAUUCUCUCUCGGCUCAGUUGAGAUGGCUGGAUUCUCAAAUCUGGAUUAUUUGCCACCAAACGCGUCAUACAAUAUGAUGCCUCCUCAUUUGCAAGAUGGUGCUGAAGGCGGUUGUGAUUAUCGCGGGAUGCCUGUCCAUUCUUUCCCACAUAUUCCCUGGAACUUGAGCUUCCCAGAUCUGGGCGCGGACUUGGCAAGUAUUGGAGAUCACGGUCAAAUGGAGAACUACUCGGGCUCAGACAUACUACUCGAUUCAGCAGACGAAGAGAAUGACAUGGUUAAAGAGUUCUUCGUGGAUUCUGUUCCUCCCUCGAGCCCUCAGAUUGAAGAGAAACCUGACGUCGGGGCUCUAUAGAAUGCAGUAGUGUUAACAGUAGGCAGCAGCAGCAGGCAGUGUGACGUUAGCCUUACUCUACUCGCACAAUUUUUUGAAUGGGCAGCCUCAUCAGAACAGCUCUAUAGUCUAUAGAAUGGCUGCUAUAAUAUCGGGUAGCUCUUUGUUUACAUCCUUCCCCCCGGAAGCUAAGGUGGGUUUCCGAAGCCCAUUUAUUGGGCUUCCUAUAAACUGUAGGGCCUUUCCUUUUAAGGUAUUGGGUUUCUGGAGGCCCAAAUUAUUAUAAUGUAUUCACAAACCUCUGUGAAGAAAACCUCAGUUUGACAGAUGUCCAUUGGGCUCAGUAGCCCAUCUGCUCAUUCAAGCAUCAAGCAAAUUCUUG
Molecule: messenger RNA, 1869 nt
Organism: Linum tenue
Lineage: Eukaryota; Viridiplantae; Streptophyta; Magnoliopsida; Malpighiales; Linaceae
Source: the annotation of a GenBank genome assembly